AUGGAAUUUUUCUUUGCGUUUAAGCAGUCGGCCAAGUCAAUCCAGGAUGACGAAGAUGGCCACCUGAUCUACCGCAUCGGCGACACGCUCAAUGCUCGCUAUACGCUUCUAGCCACACUGGGAGAGGGAACCUUCGGGAAAGUCGUGAAAGUGCAAGACACGCACAAGGAUCGAACGCUUGCUGUGAAAAUCAUAAAGAACGUGUCGAAAUACCGGGAGGCUGCCAGACUCGAGAUCAAUGUUCUUGAGACGUUGCGUCGUAGGGACCCGGAUGAUAGACACUUGUGCGUCAGACUGCUACAUUGGUUCGACUACCACGGGCAUAUGUGUUUGGCAUUCGAGAUGCUGGGUUUGUCGGUUUUCGAUUUCUUGAAAGAGAACCAAUUCUACCCAUACUCGAUGGAGCAAGUUCGCCACAUUGCGUAUCAGUUGUGCUUCGCCGUCAAAUUUCUCCAUGACAACCGGCUUACGCAUACGGAUCUCAAGCCAGAGAACAUCCUUUUUGUUUCUUCGGAGUAUCAAACCGUUUAUCAAUCAAAGAGGCGGGAAGUGAAACGCGUGAUCGAUUCAGAUAUUCGCCUCAUCGAUUUCGGAAGUGCUACGUUCGAUGACGAGCAUCACUCGACGAUAGUUUCCACCCGUCAUUACCGAGCCCCAGAAGUUAUCCUUGAACUGGGGUGGAGUCAACCGUGCGACGUUUGGAGCAUCGGGUGCAUAGUAUUCGAACUUUACUUGGGAAUCACUCUCUUCCAAACCCAUGACAAUCGGGAGCAUUUGGCCAUGAUGGAACGCAUUCUUGGCCCGAUACCUUACAGAAUGUCAAAACAAUCCAAGACGAAAUAUUUCACGCGUGGGAAGCUCGAGUGGGACGAGCGAACAGCAGGAGGACGAUUCGUACGAGAAAACUGCAAACCUUUGAAGUCAUACAAACUGGAGGAAGAUGAGGAUUCAUCUCAUCUCUUCGACCUCAUAGAGAGAAUGCUCGAUUAUGAACCACACAAGCGGAUGACAUUACGAGAGGUGAGAAGUUCAUCUCGUGAUUUUCUUCUCUCAAAGAAUAUUGCUAUCAAUACUGACGGAGAUGCUCUCGUACAUCCGUUUUUCGACAAAAUCCCGCAAAAGAAACGACUGUUUGACAAGAGUGAAAUGGAGGCUGAAGUCGCAAAGAUGACACAACCGCAUCCCGGCUCUGGGAACGGCGCUUCCCUGCUGGACCAGCGCGAGACGAGGUCGCAUUCGUUGUCGCGGUAA
Molecule: messenger RNA, 1251 nt
Organism: Notodromas monacha
Lineage: Eukaryota; Metazoa; Arthropoda; Ostracoda; Podocopida; Cyprididae
Source: the annotation of a GenBank genome assembly